Molecule: messenger RNA, 2292 nt
Organism: Penicillium oxalicum
Lineage: Eukaryota; Fungi; Ascomycota; Eurotiomycetes; Eurotiales; Aspergillaceae
Product: glycoside hydrolase family 71 protein
Exons: 7
Coding region: 1-2292 (763 amino acids)
Molecular function (GO): glucan endo-1,3-alpha-glucosidase activity
Source: RefSeq, a predicted model, not a curated record
AUGUUCCGUCAGCUUCUUCUCCUAGCCCUAGUCGGCUUCAUCAUGCCUUUUUCCUGGGCAUGGCCCAUCUGCACGGGAUCGAGAACUCCCUCCGCAUCAAAGACAAUGCCCACUGCGACUACCGUCCCAACUCUGGACCCAGCGCCUACCCCGGGUGCUGGAACCACCGAUCGAAUGGUGUUUGCUCACUUUAUGAUGGGCAUUACCAGCAACCGGCUGAAUGCAAGUGACUAUGAUGGUGAUAUGCAGCAGGCCAAAGCCGCCGGCAUCGACGCCUUUGCGCUGAACAUCGGCACGGAUCCUUUCACCGACACUCAGCUGGACUUGGCGUACGAAUCCGCUGCCAACAACGACAUGAAGGUGUUCAUAUCCUUUGACUUCAACUGGUGGAAAACCAGCGACGCCGGUGCUGUCGGAGCCAAGACCAAGCAGUAUGCUGAUCAUCCCGCGCAACUCAAAGUCGACGGCAAAGUCUUUGUCUCGUCCUUUGCGGGUGACGGUCUGGAUGUCGGUGCUCUCCGUGCGGCGGUUGGGCAGGAGAUCUUCUUUGCCCCCAAUUUCCAGCCCGCGCAGAGCAACUUUGAUGAUCUCGAUGCGGCAUUGAAUUGGAUGGCUUGGCCGAGCAACGGCGAGAACAAGGCGCCGACUGUCAAUCGCCAUGUCAGUGUGGUGCAGGGGGAUCAGGCUUACAUUGAUGCGUUGAAGGGGAAGCCUUACAUUGCGCCCAUUUCACCUUGGUUCUCAACCCAUUUUGGUAGCGAGGUCUCCUACAGUAAGAACUGGGUGUUCCCCUCCGAUCUACUCUGGUACAACCGCUGGCGUGAUAUUCUCGCCAAGGGGCCGCGCUUUGUCGAGAUCAUCACUUGGAACGACUACGGCGAGUCCCACUAUGUUGGACCGCUCUCCUCGCCGCAUACCGACGAUGGGGCCUCCAAGUGGGUGAUGGACAUGCCGCACACUGGUUGGCUCGACAUGGCCAAGCCCUUCAUCGCCGCCUAUAAGGCGGGUGCCACUGAUGCGCAGCCCUACGUCCAGGAGGAGAAACUGGUCUACUGGUACCGGCCCACCAAGGAGGGUGUCAACUGCGACGCCACCGACAACACCAUGGAGGGCACUCCCAACAACAGCACUGGAAACUUCUUUGCGGGACGCCCGAACGGAUACCACACGAUGGCAGACGAGACCACCACGUUCGACGCCCCCGCGGGCAUCACCGCGUACAAAGCACCCAUGGGGACUGGCCCGCAGCAAUUUGCCGUGGCUCGCAACGGGCAAAAUGUGCUGUCGGGGACCAGCGCACGGGAUAUUGGCGACACGUGCAACUGUGGAAUUUACAACUUCAACGCAUAUGUGGGGACUUUGCCGGCGCCCGCGGUGAUGGAUCAGCUGCAGCCCACGGGACAUGCCAUGUUGACCAAGGGACUGAAGAUGGUGUGUCCGACCACGUUGCAAACCCAUAUCUCGCGCAGGGAGUCAUGCUCCUCCACCACCCCUCACGCACUCCGCAUCCCGGACAAAGUCGAGUUCGCCAACGAGACCGUGGCCCUGCAAGAACGCCCCGUGGACGCCAAUGUUCCCUUUUGUCAGGUUUGCCAGGGAGCCGGCGUGACGCAGCCAGUCAAGGAGGCGGGGUUUUUUGUCCGAUCAAAACGGGCACUGGGAUAUGCGGAUGCGGGGUUGCUGGCUUUGGUCUUGACGUGUCGACAAAUAUCCACCGAAUCAAUCCCCCUCCUCUAUGCAUCCAACACCUUCGAAUUCAGCAUUCCCUGGACCCUCCCCUACUUCCAACCACCCACCAUCCCUACCUCCUCCUGGGCCUCCAUUCGAACCAUCGAGUUGCGCUGGUCAUUCCCCGGCCACUGGCUCCCCACCAAGGACCCCGCUCGCGCCAUCUACGUAGCUGCCGGCCAAGUCCCAUGGCAAGAAACGUGUCGCGCCGUCAAGAACCUGCCCGGACUGCGCUCCUUUAUUCUCAUCCUGGGGAGUACCUGGUUCGGCGAAGGCGCCGAGAGAGUCCCGGUAUUUUUAGAGCCAUUGGCAGGACUCGAGCUGGGUCGGGAUCGAAGACGAAGACAGUGGGAACGAGAAUCAGAGAUGGGAAUCAGCAUGUCGACGCCGGUAUACAUGACGGUUCAUCAACGGGAUGGGGAUCUAGAUGAGAUGAUCUGCUCAGAUGGGUCUCGAAGCAGCUUUGAUUCGAUGGCGAGAGUGUGUCCCGUCUGUCUGAGGAAGGGUCCGAGUGCUCGGACGAGUGCGCGUGUCCGUGUCCGUGUGCUCCAGAGACGAGAUUGA